AUGGAAAAGGUUGAAAUUUCCUUCAGAGAGGACUUUGACCCCAAUCUAGAUGCUGAUGACUGCUACAGUGAUUCAGAUGAUGAAGACUUACUAGAUGUACUUACCCCAUCUAGACAAGACCUUUUGGUUGACCCUGCAAAGGGACAUAACAGAACUAUUGCAAAAUACAUAACUGAGAACAGGAAUCUGGAUAUCUGUGUGUCUGAUGGUGGAGCUAAAGCAAUAGUGGUGGUCAAUCAGGCCGGGAAACUGAGAUUCAGGUACACUGGACAUACUCCUGCUCCAAAGAACCAAUCAUAUGAUCCAAUAGGAAUCACCACAGACAGUCAGAGUCACAUCCUUACAGCUGAUUAUAUCAAUCACUGUGUCCACAUCAUAGACCAGGAUGGACAGUUCCUCCGUUACAUUGACUGUGGACUGAGUUAUCCCCAUGGACUGUGUAUGGAUACAAAUGACAAUCUGUUUGUUGCUCAAAAUGGAAACAAAAAUGUGGAGAAAGUUAAAUAUCUGCAGUGA
This is a messenger RNA of Saccostrea cuccullata (small rock oyster), 516 nucleotides long. Its product is annotated as tripartite motif-containing protein 2-like. Gene Ontology annotation, biological process: negative regulation of translation; protein polyubiquitination; proteasome-mediated ubiquitin-dependent protein catabolic process. NCBI's taxonomy places the organism in Eukaryota, Metazoa, Mollusca, Bivalvia, Ostreida, Ostreidae. Gene Ontology annotation, molecular function: ubiquitin protein ligase activity; translation repressor activity. The record is from RefSeq and is a predicted model, not a curated record. The coding region runs from base 1 to 516 and encodes 171 amino acids. The transcript has 4 exons.